This is a messenger RNA of Coprinopsis cinerea okayama7#130, 3048 nucleotides long. RefSeq names its product ankyrin repeat domain-containing protein 50. The record is from RefSeq and is a predicted model, not a curated record. The transcript has 8 exons. NCBI's taxonomy places the organism in Eukaryota, Fungi, Basidiomycota, Agaricomycetes, Agaricales, Psathyrellaceae. Gene Ontology annotation, molecular function: protein binding. The coding region runs from base 1 to 3048 and encodes 1015 amino acids.
AUGGGCCAGUUCGUAUCAACGCCUGGUGCCGUUGGACGACAUGGAGGCAAGAUACCAGGAGCCUACGACUUUGAGAAGGAAGACCGCCGUGUGUUCGAGCAUGCUCGCCAUAUCAACAUCCAAGGCGGGGUCUUCAAUAAUAAUCGAUAUCAUGUCCAUAUCAACAGCCAUACCUCAACAGUCUCCCCAGAAAGACGUCCGGGCGCUGGGAAGACUGUUCUUGCAUCGACGAUCAUCGAUGACUUGCUCCCUCUCGAGGAGGAUUAUGAGCGGACCUGUGUGCUGUUUGUUUACAGCAGGUACACUGAACCGCUUUCUGUCACCGACAUAAUCAAGUCUUUGAUCAAGCAGUGCAUCGAGCGCAACCACGAUCUCGCGGGUGUCGUCGCACCAACCUACAGCAAGCACAAGCUUGAAGGAACGGAGCCAUCGGUCGACGAGCUUGUUCGCUUGCUCCGGACCUUGGAAAGCUACUUCGAUCGAGUGUACUAUGUCAUCGACGGUGUGGACGAGGCGCAUCUCGACGUCCGCUUCGACCUCAUCCAAGUUAUCAACAAACUGAAAGGCAACAUCAUGCUGACAUCCCGACCGCUUGAUGAUCUGGGAGGUGACCUCAGUCACGCUGUCUUUUGCACGUUGACGGCCCAGGACAGUGAUAUCGAGUUGCAUAUGGAAGAGAAACUCGGACGGUUCAAGCAAUUGGGUCGAGUAUUGGACCAGAAUGACUGUAGGAAGGAGAUAUUGGAGCAGAUAAUAGAGAAAGCCGAAGGAAUGUUUCUCCACGCGGCCCUUCAGCUCGAGAGUAUUCAACAUUGCCGUACGCUCCAAAGCGUGAAGACCAAACUAGCCGAGUUCCCGAUUGGUAUCCAAGGGGUGUAUGCGGCCAGUUUGCAGCGAAUACAGGACCAAGACCCAGAAUCUCGCGAGCUGGCUAUGCAAAUUCUCUUCUGGCUAGCCUUCGCUCGUGGUCCGCUCUCUAUGCAGGAUUUGAGAUACGCACUGGCAACAGACCCUGAAACAGGGGCGUUUUCGCCUGAACGGAUGCCAGACGAAGCAUCUGUACUUUCGGUGUGCUGCGGGCUGGUCGAACACCACACAAGCAAUAUUGUCCGCCUAAUUCAUUAUACCGCCAAAGAUGCCCUCGUCCCCCUUCUUCUCGAAGAUUAUCCCCAACCACAUAUCCUAAUCACCCAGGUCUUGAUUCAACGUCUUGUUUCCGGUGGAUUACUCCAGGCGGAUCUUAAAGAGCUUGAAGAACUUCACGAUGCAUUGGAGGAGCAACCGCUUCUCCAAUAUGCUCACGAACAAAUAGGCGCUCACAUUGGGGAAUGUCACUCUGACUCGGAGUUAACCGCCUUAGUCAAGGACUUUCUGUUGCGAUGCAACAGAUUCCCUGUCGAUGUCUUGGACAGCCUUGAUCUCCUCGACCCCCCUCAUGUCGCUGCUCACUACGGCCUUUGGCCUUACUUCGAGUUUCUCGCGGACAACGGUUGGAACCUUAAUUCAAAGACGAAGUAUCUGGAACAGACCCCGCUGCAUCUAGCGGCUCUCAGCGGAGACGAAAUGGCUGUACAACACCUGCUUCAACUGAACAUCGACCCUAACAUUAUAACGAAGCAGGGGCAUAGUGCGCUAUUUUGUGCAACCGCCUCAGGCCACCAGGGUGUUGCGCUCCAGCUUCUCCAAAUCCCCGGAAUCGAGGUCAAUGCAGCGAGCUCCCCUCAAGGAUUAACGGUGCUGAUGUUGGCGGCGGCCCAAGGCCACGCCGAUAUCGUCUCUCUACUACUCCUAAUCCCCGGAAUCGAGGUCAAUGCGGCGAGCUCCCCUGAAGGAAUGACGGCGCUGAUUUCGGCGGCAGUCCAUGGCCACGUCGAUGUCGUCUCUCUACUCCUCCAAUUCCCCGGAAUUGAGGUCAAUGCAGUGAACGUUCACAAUGGAGUGACGGCACUCAUGCUGGCGGCUAUGGAAGGCCAUGCCGAUAUUGUCUCUCUACUCCUCCAAUUCCCCGGAAUUGAAGUCAAUGCAGCGGACUCCCCCCACGGAGCAACGGCGCUCAUUGCGGCGGUGAACAAAGGCCACACCGAUAUCGUCUCUCUACUCCUCCAAUUCCCCGGAAUAGAAGUUAAUGCAGCGAGCUCCCGGGAAACCGAGGGAGUGACGGCGCUCAUUCUGGCGGCAAGCAAAGGCCACGCCGAUAUCGUCUCUCUACUCCUCCAAUUCCCCGGAAUCGAGGUCAAUACAGCGAGCUCUCCUCAUGGAAUAACAGCAUUGAUGGCGGCGGCGGUCCAAGGCUACGUCGAUGUCGUCUCUCAACUCCUCCAAUUUCCCGGAAUCGAGGUCAAUGCAGUGACCGUCGACGAUGGAGUGACGGCGCUCAUGCUGGCGGCGAGCGAAGGCUCCGUCGAUGUCGUCUCUCUACUCCUCCAAUUCCCCGGAAUCGAGGUCAAUGCAGUGAGCUCCGUCGAGUAUGGAGUGACGGCGCUCAUGGUAGCGGCUAUGGAAGGCCACGCCGAUGUCAUCUCUCGACUCCUCCAUUUUCCUGGAAUCGAUGUCAGUUCAGCGGGUUCCACUCUAGGCGCGACUGCGCUGCUGUGGGCGGCGAAGAACGGCCAUGUCGAUGCCGUCUCUCGACUCCUGCACCAUCCUGGUAUCGAUCCCCACCACCGAUGCAAUCAUCACUUGACCGCGCUCGCCCUAGCGUCGCGCUUCGGUCACUACGAUGUUGUUCGCCUACUACUCGAGUGUGAUGGUACCGACGUCAAUUCGGCUGACCGAGACGGGAACAGUCCCUUAAUUCUGGCUUCGGACGAGGGUAACCAACUGGUUGUGGAGCUCCUUCUCCAGUCCCAGGGAAUCGACCUUGAUCUCAAGAAUAACAAAGGACAGACAGCCCUCUCAGCGGCGCAGGAAAAGGGCCAUGAAGAAAUUGUGGCGAAGCUUAUCGAGUUUCAGCGAAAGUCGGGUUUUGGGAGAGAACCUGGAGCUGCAGCUGAUGAGGCCGGUGUACAAACAGUAGAGGAUUCGCGUGCAUCGUACUUGAGGUUUUGA